CAAAAUGCACGGAAGCCUUUCGCACGAGGUAGAAGUGAACGUGCCAGCGAGCCAGGCUUGGGACGCCUAUAAAGGCCUCAAAAUCGCUCUCCUCGUCGGCGAACAGCUCAACGACGCUCUAGAGAAAGUCGAGGUCCUCGAAGGCGACGGCGGACCUGGAACUAUCAUCAAGCUCGUUUUCAAACCAGGCAUCCCAGGGAUUAGCUCUUACAAGGAGAAAUUUACGAUAGUUGAUGAUGAGAAGCGAUUGAAGCAGGUGGAGGUGAUCGAAGGGGGAUAUCUUGAGUUAGGAUUUACAUACUAUGGAGUUCGGUUUGAAGUGAUAGAGAAGAGAGAGGAUUGGUGCAUCACCAGAGCCACCAUUGAGUACGAUUUGAAGGAAGAAGCUGCUGCGAAUGCUUCCGUUGUCACCAUCCGGCGUGUGGCAAAGCUCCUAGAGUUCGCAGCCAAAUAUCUCCUAGAAAAUAAGAACAAAAACUAAUAAGAGAAAAACUUGUAUUAGAUUUUAGAAAGCAUCCAAAAGACGUGUUGUGUUGUUUUAUUUUUAAGAAAAACUUGAUUUUCUUCCAAGGAGCCCUUCCUUCGAAUCCUCCAAUCCGUAUCGUUUUAUAAAUUUUAAAAUUAAUUUUAUAUUUAAUAUAAAUGAAUGUGUUUUUUUAUUUUUCUAUGAUUUUAUGUAUGUUGACACAUAUUUUUGUAAUACCCCGCAUCGAGCG
This is a messenger RNA of Diospyros lotus (date-plum), 716 nucleotides long. RefSeq names its product norbelladine synthase-like. Gene Ontology annotation, molecular function: signaling receptor activity; abscisic acid binding; protein phosphatase inhibitor activity. Gene Ontology annotation, cellular component: nucleus; cytoplasm. The transcript has 2 exons. NCBI's taxonomy places the organism in Eukaryota, Viridiplantae, Streptophyta, Magnoliopsida, Ericales, Ebenaceae. Gene Ontology annotation, biological process: abscisic acid-activated signaling pathway; defense response. The record is from RefSeq and is a predicted model, not a curated record. The coding region runs from base 5 to 481 and encodes 158 amino acids.